GAGGUAGUACGUGUACGGUGAACCGCAGAGUCGUUCGGAGUCUUCGGGCCCACAUAUCAGUGAGAUGCGCACGGGCAGCUCCCCAUCGAAGUGACGGCGCGGCCGAAGCGCGACCAACCAUGGCGGCGGCAGCGACCAGGGCGGCGGUGGAGAGCGUGGUGGCGAAACGGCACAACGUGGCGAAACGGCACAACGUGGGGACGCUGGCGCGGAGCUUGACGGCGUUCGGCGUGGCGGAGGUGGUCGUCGUCGGCCGCCGCGACGUCAGCGCCUUCGGCAGCCACGGCGCCACCUCGCACCUCCACUUCCGCCACUUCUCCUCCCUCGCCCUCGCCCGCGCAUACCUCAAGGAUGAGAGGGGAUGUGACAUUUGCGGCGUGGAGAUCACCGACGACGCGAUGCCGGUGACGGCCCACCCGUUCCGACGGAGCACCGCGUUCCUCUUCGGCAAUGAGGGUACAGGACUCUCACAAAAAGAGUAUGAGAUCUGUGACUUUUUUGUUUACAUCCCUCAGUAUGGUGGUGGAACUGCUUCUCUUAAUGUUACGGUUGCAGCUUCAAUUGUUCUCCACCACUUUGGGGUCUGGGCUGGCUUUCCUGAACAAGGCCGUGAGUGCAACAAAUUCACUGUAGCGGAUAAACCACAGGGCCACUAGAGGGGCCUUUACUCUACAGACUAAAUUGAAGCUGUGAUUGAAGAGCGGAAAAUGCGGAAAGAAAAUGCCUGCGAUAUACUUGAGGAAAAUGGAAGUAGCCAUCCUCAGGAAUCAAAUGGUCUAGAAUUGAUGUUUACAGACUAGACGAUGACUUUGGACCUCAUCAUCCCAUCUCUGUUGUUGAAUCAAGUCCCUGCAUCGGGUUGAUGGCGCAAAUUUUCAACACUACGAUGCAUGAUCCGACAAUGGAUUGGCUUUCCAGGAGAGAGAAGUAGAACACACAUAUUUUUUGCAGUUUCGCUAGCUUGGCAAGGAGCAGAAGGCGCAUCCCUUCAAACCAAACUUUUGUGAAGCCAGGGGUGAUUAUUAAGGGUGUACCUUCAAACUAAGGGUACAGGUAAAGUCUAUGCUUUAUUCUGAAAUUCUGUCUUUCAUACCAGUUUUAUGUCCCAAACAAGAUAUGUUACUUGUUAUCAGAAUUCCUCUGUUGUAAUGUAGGCGGCUGAUACUCAGCAUCAGACUUCCCACUGGACAGGAAGUUGGAUUAUAGAAUUAGAGCAUCUCUAAGAGACUCUUUAUUUGACUUCAUAUAGCCAAUUUAGAGAUUUGUGGGCUAAAAUCAUUUUCCAAUAGACUUUAUAUCUAGCUCCCUAUCUUUACUGACACCUAUCCAUUCCCUUUCGCUCGCUACUUCUGGGGAGGGGGAGUUGACUCUCUAUCCUCUAUUUUUGGCCAUCCUGCGCUCCACCUUCCUCCCACACCUGUCUUCCCGCGCUAGCUUGCCCGCCCUCCAGCGCCUGCCCUCCUCCGCCUAUGGUUAUGGUCAUUGUGAGCGGCCAACAGUAGAAGCUCGAUUUGGCUACACAAGCAGUGGGAUGGUGUGAUUCGGAGACAAGCGAUAGCGCGGUAGCUCGAUUCGGUAGCGAGCAGCGGCAUGCUCGAUUCGACGACGAGCGACGACGGUUCGAUUUGGGGACGAGCGGCGA
This is a messenger RNA of Phragmites australis (common reed), 1642 nucleotides long. RefSeq lists its product as uncharacterized. The transcript has 4 exons. The record is from RefSeq and is a predicted model, not a curated record. NCBI's taxonomy places the organism in Eukaryota, Viridiplantae, Streptophyta, Magnoliopsida, Poales, Poaceae. Gene Ontology annotation, molecular function: RNA methyltransferase activity; RNA binding. Gene Ontology annotation, biological process: RNA processing.